This is a messenger RNA of Striga asiatica, 4854 nucleotides long. Lineage: Eukaryota; Viridiplantae; Streptophyta; Magnoliopsida; Lamiales; Orobanchaceae. The record is from the annotation of a GenBank genome assembly.
GGCGGAUGCAUCUCAGUUUUCAUUGCAGCGACUACCGUUGCAACAUCAUCAUCAUCUUCUUCUUCUUUAUUAGUACGCUUACAUCUGAUUUCAUAGUAGCAGCCUCCGCCGCCGCGUACGACCACAUUUCAAUCAAUUGCGGAUCACCUGCUCCCACUUCAGCAGCACUCGGUGGCAGGCACUGGCUAGGCGACGACGAUGACCAUGACAAGUCCAAUUUCUGGGUCAAAGGUUCUUCCUUCACCCUCAUCAACGCCGACCUCCCGCUCGCCGUCGAUCCAGUUCCCUUCGCCAGCGCGCGCGUGUCCCGCUCUCAAUUCUCCUACUCCUUCCGCCUCCCCACUCCAGGUCACAAGCUUAUCCGCCUUCACUUCCACCCUUGCCUAAAUGGAAACUUUCACGGCGACGGCGACGGCGACUUUUUCACCGUUGAAGCCGGCCCCUUCACCCUCCUCUCCAACUUCAGUCCCUCCGUCACCGCUCGCGCCCUCGCUCUCUCUACUGUUUCCAAGGAGUUCUGUUUAAUCGCCACGCUUGAAAACGAGCCCUUCCACAUACUUUUCUCCCCGUCCUUGCAGCAAAACCAGAAGAGCACCUAUGCUUUUAUCAACGGCCUCGAGCUCAUCUCGUUACCUCCCGCUCUUUCCUACUGCCACGGUGGCGAUGUGCGAGUGCUUGGCCAGAAUUCAGUGGUCCACAUUGAUAAUACCACUGCGCUUGAGACCGUUCACCGCCUCAAUGUCAGAUGGGAUUCUGUUCCUUCCGGUGCGUUCGGAAAGUGGGCUACCGUUGUCAACGAAAAAGCCGACGACAAGUUCAAUAACAACAAUAAUAGUAUCACCUGGAAAGUAUCUGUGGAUGUAGGGUUCCGCUACUUGAUCAGGCUUCAUUUCUCAGAGUUGAGAACGAAAAUGGCUGCCAAGUCCAAUGAUUUCGUGCUUCUCAUCAAUCACGUGGUUGCGGCCACUGGCUCCGACAUGCUCCGAGAGGAUGAAGGCACCAUUUGGUAUAAGAAUUACAUGGUGAUGAUGCAGGGCCACAAAAGAGAGGGCAAGCGUGAUAUCUUGAUUUCCCUGAGUUCUAAAGAUGAGUUGGUGGAGGGAUACAAUAUUCCACUCGAAGGGUUUGAAAUAUUCAAGCUAAGCAACCAUGACAACAGUCUUGCCAGUCCUAAUCCUUUGAUUCCGACUAUAGAUUCGACUACCAAUGUUAUAAUCUCACUCCUGGGUCACAGAAAUGCACUUGCAACUCUUGUCAUCACUGUAAUUUGUAUGGUAAAUGUAAUUGUUCAUGUGCUGCAGAAGAUUUGGGGAUCCCAGUUAACGGAGGAGGAACUCAAUCCGCCAACCAAGACCAAGCGACUGUGCCGUCACUUUUCUCUAGCUGAUGUCCAAUCAGCCACCAUGAAUUUCAACGAUGUAUUUUCCAUUGGAAAAGGUGGAUUUGGUAAAGUCUACAAAGGCUUCAUAGAUAAUGGGCCUGAGGCCGUGGCCAUAAAACGAUUGAAGUCGGGCUCCAAGCAAGGAAAGCGAGAGUUUUGGACGGAGGUUGAAAUGCUUUCUGAGCUCCGGCAUGUUAAUCUGGUCUCCUUGAUCGGAUAUUGCAAUGAGCGGCAGGAAAUGAUUCUUGUUUACGAGUACAUGUCCCGUGGAACUCUGGCUGACCACCUUUACAAACUUUCUAGGAAAAACGUUGCCUGUCCUUCUCUCUCGUGGAAGCAACGGCUUAACAUCUGCAUAGGAGCAGCUCGAGGACUUGACUAUCUUCACACAGGCCAUGGGAUAAUACAUCGAGAUGUAAAGACGUCAAACAUCCUACUUGACAAAGAUUUUGUGGCCAAGGUUUCAGAUUUUGGCUUAGCUAGAACUGAAACUGGAAGCGAGUUGCAAAGUGUAAAUCUCAAAGGCACAUUUGGUUACUUUGACCCAGAUUAUAUUAAAACUCGUAAUCUGACAACAAAAAGUGACAUAUAUUCCUUUGGUGUGGUUUUGUUGGAAGUACUCUGUGGGAGACCAGCGGUGGAGCCAUCGGCUGAAGAGGAUGAGCGUAGUUUAACCAUGUGGGCUCGGGGUAAGAUAAGUAAUGGACAACUUGAACAGAUUGUAGAUCCAAGUAUACGAGGGGAUAUCUCAGAAGAUAGCCUGAAAGCAUUUUUAAGGGUUGCGGAGAGAUGCUUACAUGAUGAACCGAAGAAAAGGCCGGCAAUGGUUAACGUUGUAAUAAGACUUGAGUUUGCUCUUAAGCAGCAGGAGAAUGCAGAAUCUUCGGUACCCAAUGAAAUAACUAGUGUUGCUGAUUUCUUUCCAUCUAAUGGUAAAGCUGAGCAAACGAACUUCAAUUCUCCUGAUCAAAAUGAGAUAACAAAUGCGGUUGACGUGACGCCCCAGGACGAGAACGCAAAUUCUUUCGUGCAGAACAAGAUGACAAAUGGUGACGGUGACAGGGCAUUUGCUGCUAAAACUAACCAGGGGAUAAUAGUAUCUUCAUUACCUGAUGAGAUAACAAGUGUUACCAACACCUUGCCACGUAAGGAUAAAGUUAGCUUUUCGGUGGGCACAAAACAAGCAACAGUGGCUUCCUCUAAUGUGCAAAGUGUUACAUCUGCCCUCAACGAUUCUUACAGUGGAAUGAUCAGAGGUGAAAAGAGAGAUGGAAAAAAGCGCGUGAUGCAUAAGUUAUCACGUCUUUUGCCUUGGAAUGCAUUUUCAGGCACCAGUAAACCAAAGAAAAUGGGAAUGAUAUCUGUAUCAGCACCUUUAUCACAUAGGACCAUAAGCACGAGGUUAGGAAGCAGCACAGCUUAUGAGAAGAGAAUUCAUGAAGGCAAUGAGUCGAGUCCCAGUUUAAGGAUUUUCACCUUUUCAGAGUUGAAAUCUGCCACAAAGAAUUUCAGACAUGAUACAUUCCUUGGAGAGGGUGGGUUUGGGGUAGUCUACAAAGGCAAGAUCCAGGAGAAAUCAAAUGGUAAAAAUGAGAGGGAACACAUUGUAGCUGUUAAGAAAUUGAGUCUUGAAAGCUUUCAGGGGUUAGAAGAGUGGAAGGCUGAGGUGAAUUUCCUUGGAAAACUUUCUCAUCCGAAUCUAGUUAAGCUUCUUGGCUAUUGUUGCGAUGAUAGAGAAAAGUUACUUGUAUAUGAAUUCAUGCAAAAAGGCAGCUUAGAUGCCCUUCUUUUCACCAGGAAUCCUGCUAUUCUUCCUCUUCCAUGGGAUAUUCGGGUAAAUAUAUUAAUUGGAGCAGCUCGUGGUCUGGCAUUCUUGCAUCAUGCAAAAGUUAUCUGCAGAGACGUGAAGCCCUCAAACAUACUGCUUGAUGAGUCAUACAAUGCUAAGCUUUCAGACUUUGGCCUAGCAAAAGAUGGUCCAACUGCCGGUUACUCGCAUGUGUCGACAAGGGUAAUGGGGACAUGUGGUUAUGCAGCUCCCGAGUACAUCGCGACAGGGCAUUUAUAUGCAAAGAGUGACGUAUACAGUUUUGGUGUAAUCCUAGCAGAAAUGCUCACGGGAUUACGGGUGAUUGAUAGACAUCGUCCAUCUGGUCAACAACAUUUGGUCGAGUGGGUCAAGCCAAAAUUAAGGAUAAAAUUAAGGAGUGUGAUGGAUUCACGUUUGGAAGGACGGUAUCCUUUAAGGUCUGCGAGUCAAAUAGCUCAACUUGCUUUAAGUUGUCUUCAAUAUGAUCCAAAAGGCAGGCCAUCAAUGGAAGAAAUUGUCGAGGUACUGGAAAGAAUCGACUCUGCUGUUGGGAAAUCUACAAAAUUCUAAUCAUUAAGAAAAGAAUCGACCAGAUGAAAAAGCAUGAUAGCUUCACUCCAUCUAGUUUCAUUAAUUGAAUUUAUGCAUAAUUCGCUUCUUUUGGGAAUACGGUUCAGUCAUGUAUUCUAUCUCGUGUCUCACUCCAUUGGAUACAUAACGUGUGUUUAUGAUGACAUAAUAUUAAUACAAUUGUUAUGAAUCCUACGGAAUGAUAUACGAGAUGAAAUAUGAAAAUGGAACAGGAAAUUUGAUACCAUACAAAUGGCUGCUCAAAAGAAUUGUCGAUAUCUCUUCUAUGUUGAGAAGGACGAUAGAAAGUGAGAGAAGGUGAAAAACUGAAGACAGUGCAAAAAGAAGAAAGCACACACACAAAAAAUUGCUAUCUAUGAAGUUAAUUACUGGAAUAAGUUUUGAAUCAAUCUCUUUUUUGCUAGUCAAUUAAUAUAUUUGCUGCUCAAAACUCUUGCCCUUUGCAUCACACACCAAAUGCUGCCUAAACAUAGCAAUGAAAGCCUCAACUCUCUUGUUCAAUUCCUCUUUCGAGAGCUCAUCUUCAUCUUCUUCCUCUUCAUUUACCGUUUUGUCCUCCUCCGGCAACUCCACCUCCUUUUCAUCACAAUCGCCGCCAUCAACCGAACUCUCCUCAAGUUCCGGCGCUUCAUUUUCCUGCUUCGCAUUCUUUUCCUUCUCGAAAUCCAAAUUCCGGCCACUUUCUUGGUCGGCUCUAACGUUUUGAAACUUUGACGUGAAAAGAAUGGCUAAAAGCAAUAGGUUGAGAGCAAGAAAAGCCCAUAUACGCCAAUGCACGAAAACCGACACUAUAAUCGCUCGUUGGACACACGCCAUGCAAGCAGCCAUUCCAGCCGCGAAGCUAACCGCUUGUAUUUGAUCCUCUCUCUUUUCAUCUCUCGCCAUUUUUCUCUCCUAGUUUGAUACAACAAAAAAUGUAUAAAACACUGAAAGAGUGUGUUUAUAUGUGAAGCUCAAAGAGUCCUUUUUUUAUAUUUUGAGGAGAAAACAUGAGGAAUGAUUUUUUGGGCCAUCUUUUUUUAUGCCAUGGCUGGCAAGAGCUGUAAUGAUGUGAGGAAUGAAAGAGACAAUA